AUGUCUGGACAUACGUUUCCCCGCAUAUCCUCUCAGCGACCGCAUGUGUGCCGUCUAGCCUUAUCGCACUAGUACCUAACGUCAGGCCGCGAGUCAGGCUGAUUGAUGCCCACAAAUAGCGGUCAUCUGAGCUGCUCCGGGUCAGCGCUCCUUUGAAAUCAUUCCUCAGGCUUGUCGUCGUCCUACUCCAGAUCAUGAACUUGAAGGGCUCAGCGGACGCCUCAGUCGACGUUGAGAGCAUCCGAAAGCAUGUUUUGUCUCCCUCGGUGCAGGCUGCGGACGCGCCGGUCGAUGCCUCCGACAAGCGGCUGCAUGAACUCGGCUACAAGAGCGAGUUCAGGAGGGACAUGUCCCUCUUCGGCGUGCUCGGUAUAUCCUUCUGUGCCAUUGGCAUCCUGACGGGCAUGAGCAGCGCGUUUCAGACGGGAUUGUUCUCGGGCGGACCUCUUGGAUUGUUCUGGGGAUGGAAUAUUUGCAGCCUAUUCAUGUUUCUCAUAGCCCUGUCGCUCGCGGAGAUCUGCAGUGCAUAUCCGACCAUGGGAGGCUUGUACUUCUGGGUAUGCAAGAUGAAACCAGAUCUUCCUGUCUUGGGCUUCUGCACAGGAUGGAUCUACAGUAUUGCGAUGGUCUUCACAGGCACCUCGGGGAACCUCAGUGUCGCACUCUACCUCGCGUGCAUGGCGGAGGUGGGGCAGGGACGUACGCUCACGCGAGUCGAGAUCGCCGCGAUUGCAUGGGGCGUGAACAUCGCGUCUGGAAUCAUCAAUACCAUCGGCACGCGUGCGAUUGGCGGAAUGAGUACGUUCAAUCUGUGGUGGACCUUGGGUGGGACGUUUGUGCUCGUGAUCACGCUGUUGGUCAAGGCGCCGGUGAAGAACUCCGCGGACUUCGUCUUCACUGACUACCAGAAUUUCACCGGCUGGAGCAACAAAGGUUUCGUUGUGCUCCUCGGGUUCCUGCAAGCUGUGUACACCCUCGAAGGCUGCGAGACCGCCGCGCAAGUGGCCGAAGAGGCACAGAACGCGUCGUUGCUCGCGCCGCUCGGGGUCGUCUUCUCCAUCGUCGGUUCCUGGCUCAUCGGGCUCGCCUACAUGCUUGCGCUCCUCUUCGGAGUGCAGUCGAUCGCGUCCGUGCAGGCCACGUCGUUCGCGCUGCCGAUUGCGCAGCUCUACUACGAUGCUGUCGGCCAGCGACUCACGCUCAUGUGCUUGUUCGUCGUCGCGCUAGCGCAGUUUAUGGCUGCUGUGACUGCGUUCACGGCGAGUUCGCGAUUGAUGUACGCGCUAGCGCGAGAUCGUGCGAUGCCUGCGCGGUCGAGGUUCAUGAGCCUGAACCGGUGGCAGAGUCCGUACUGGGGCGUGUGGAUAUCGGUACUCAUCGGAUGCAUCAUCUCGUGCGCGUACAUUGGCUCAACGAUCGCGUUCAACGCUAUCCUGUCUUCGGCGGCAAUCGCGGUUAUGCUCUCCUACUUGCAGCCUAUCCUGAUCCGCCUUUGCUGGCCAUCUACAACCCUACCUGAACCUGGUCCUUUCCAUCUCGGACACUACUCAUGGUACAUCAAUCUCGCAAGCGCACUGUUCACAAUGUUCAUUUGCGUACUGUUCGUGCUGCCGACAGCAUAUCCCGUGGAUGCACUCAACAUGAACUAUGCCGUUGUGGCGAUUGGUGGGGUAAUACUCAUAGUAUCGCUGUGUUGGGUCCUCUGGGGAUACAGGCACUUCAAGGGGCCUGUGAGUACACGUUCCGAAGAGCUUGAGGAGGAAGAUAGAAAAAUCGAAUGAGAUUACGGGGAAUUAAGUGGAUGCCAGGUGUGAUUGUUUCGUCCUAGCACUUGUCGGCAUGGAACAAAU
This is a messenger RNA of Rhodofomes roseus, 1850 nucleotides long. RefSeq names its product amino acid transporter. The record is from RefSeq and is a predicted model, not a curated record. The transcript has 10 exons. Bases 195 to 1781 code for a protein of 528 amino acids. NCBI's taxonomy places the organism in Eukaryota, Fungi, Basidiomycota, Agaricomycetes, Polyporales, Fomitopsidaceae. Gene Ontology annotation, biological process: amino acid transport; transmembrane transport. Gene Ontology annotation, cellular component: membrane. Gene Ontology annotation, molecular function: transmembrane transporter activity.